Cyprinus carpio (common carp) is the source of this 4226-nucleotide messenger RNA. Its product is annotated as titin homolog. The transcript has 4 exons. Lineage: Eukaryota; Metazoa; Chordata; Actinopteri; Cypriniformes; Cyprinidae. The record is from RefSeq and is a predicted model, not a curated record. Bases 151 to 3447 code for a protein of 1098 amino acids.
AACCUGAAGAUAAGCCACAAGAAAAUCAACCGGAGAGAGAUAUGGUUAUGGAUCCUUUUUUGGCAACUGUCCAGUGUGAAAACAUUUAAGUGAUUUUUGGCUGCAUGCUGUGUUCCCAGUCUAAGUGUUUGCUGUGCUUGUGCCAAGUCAAUGCAGGAGAAGUUGGCUGAGGCUAUUUUGAAGCAAUCUCAAUGUAGUUCAGAGCCAGAGUUUAGUGAUACAAGCACAGAGGAAGAUGAAGGGGCCUCAGUGAAGAUCCAAAAGGAUGGCCAAGGAGCUGAAAUGGCUGAAAUCACUUUGCCUCAACCAUCAAACACACAAGAUGAUAUUCCAGAUGAAAGUGGACCCAACUCACAGGAGGCUGCAUGUGAGGAAAGGGUGCAUGUUGAGAUGGGUCGGCUUACAGAAGAGACAAAUACACAGGAACCUCAUUUCCACACAGAAGAAGAAGUACAAGAAAUAGAUGAGACUAAGGAAGGAGCGGAAAGUUUAGACAUGGAGGAAAAGCAGACGGAAGAACGAAGUGAGAGUACAAAUGAGGUUGAACAACCAGAUAAAAGAGAGGAAGUGAAAACUGAAACUGAGGAGGCACAGGAGAAAGUUAUGGAUGGGGACAAUACAAUUGCAGAGGUACAAGAUUCAAUAGUACAAGAACCAGAGACACAUGCUGAAAUGCUAGACUCUGAAAAUACAGACACUGAGGUUCCAGAGAUGAAGGGAGAGGGUUCGGCAUGUCAGACAGAGAAUGGUACAGAAACAGGUGCAGGUGACACUGAGAGGCAGCGAGACGCUGAUGACGCAGAUCAGAACAUAGAGAGGAGGAGUGAUGGACAGAUAGACAGAGAUGAAAGAGAAGACCUAGCAGAUGAGGCUGGGGAUGAUAGAUCAACUGGGGAAAUGGUACAGGAGACAGAUGGCAAGGUGGAUGAUGGGGGCUCUGUUGGUAAGGUGGAAGAUGGAGAAAAAUCUAGUGAAGGUAAGGCAGAGGAGGAAGCUACAGAAAAGCUAGAGGUUGAGGAUAGACUUGAAAAUCUGGGAAUGGAAGAGGCAGUGAAACUUGGGGAAGAAGAGACCCAAGGUAGUGAGAAAGAAAAUGAGGGUGGCCAUGAUUUAAAUGCAGAAGAUAAAGAAAAUGAGGAUAGUACAGAAAAAGGUAAAGAUGUUGUGAAUGAUAAACAUUAUGAAGAAGAAGCUGAAGAACUGUCUAGUGAGGCUGGGAUUAGACAAAAUGAUUCAGAGGGUGGUCAAGAUGUGAGUACACAGGGUAAUGAAAUAGAGUAUGAUGGCCUGAAUGAUGAACAGAAUGAAACAGAAGAUGGAGAACAGGUUAGAAAUAAACUUACUGUUGAAGCAGAGGAAGAAGGGCAAGAGAAACCAAACAGUGAGGAUGAUAUUGGAGGAGAAACCAAAAAAGUGAAAGGCGAAACAAUGGAAGAUGGGAUUCAGAAAGAGGAAGAAGCAAAGGUGGAGGACAAGAAGAUAGAUGAGAUGGCAGAGGGAACAGAUGGAAAUUGUGUAGAGAAUGAGUUAGAAACAGGUGAAGAGUUGGUAGAAGAGCCAGAGAAAGAGGUGACAGUGAGAUUAGUGAGAAUUAGUGAGAAUACCUUAGAUACAGGAAAUGGAAAAGAAGAGGCAGUUUCUGAUGAAAAUACAGCCCAAAAACUAGAAGUCAACUUUGAGGUCCAAAAUGAGGGAUCUGUUUCACAGGAAAAACUAAAUGAAAUUGGUUCAAGGGGGGCACCCAAUGAUGACAUAGAGGCCAGUACCAAGGAAGAAGUAGAUGAACCUACUGGUGUGAAUAAUGACCUGCUGGAUGGUAACAUGGAUAAUGAAAAUGGAGAAAGACAAGAUGUCAGUCUUGAGGAGGCUGAGAAGGUAGAAGAAUAUUUUCAAGAGGAAUUGCAAGACAAAUCAGAGAGUGAGACAACUGGUGAUAGGGCUCAAGAUGUUUUAGGUGAUUAUGAAAAGCCAGAAACUGAUAAAGAUAUGAAAGAAAUAGAAAAAGAUGAUGACAACGAGCAAGAGACUGAAAACAAGUCAGAUGCUGAACUUGUUCCCUCAAAAAGAGAGUCUCAAUUGGGCGAUGAACAUGAGGACCAGGCCAGUGACAAUCAAAAAGCAGACAAACAGGAUGACAAAGAAGAGUCUGAUAAAGAAUUGGAAACAUCUGCAACAACACUCAUAGAAAAUGUAACCUCUCAGAUAACCCAGGAGAUGGUCAAUAAGGAUACAGAAAAUGACAUUGUCUCGGCAGAUGCCACAGCAGAAGAACCAAAUGAGUCAGAACUGAAAGGUACUGACACUGAAUUGAGAAGUAGAGAUGCUCCUGAAGUAAUUGAUGUUGAUCCAGUGGAACCUCUGGAAAAGAAAGGAAAUUCUGUAAAUAAUGAUGGUGGCUCAUCGGUUUCCCAUUCACUGGAAUCACAGCCUGUGGAGAAAGUCAAAAAAGGGGUUAAAGGUCCAGUUCUGAGCAUCGAUUCAGAGGAUCUUGCCAUUCAUUCAACAGCUUUAACUAAAGCAGCUGGGGUGGAUCUAGUAAGUAACUGGAUCAACAUACACCAGGAAUCAAGGUAUUUUCAGACAUUCAUCGAUGAUGAAGAGGGUCUCAUCUUGGAAGAAACCGAGGAGAGGCUAAAUGGUGAAGUAUUAAAUGCUACAGAUACACCAACAAGUACUGAUAUUGAGGGCCUUGAUGAAACACUCAAGAGUAGAGAUGAAACUGCAACUCCUGUAAGGAAAAUUCUCGAUGAGAAUGCAGAGUCUGUGGCUGAAAGCUUGAAAACAGAGACAAAAGUUGAAGCCAUAGAAUCAGAUGCUCACACUAAUCACUCUAAAGACAGCUUACAUACCUCAACCAAAGAUGAAAGAGUCCAGGAGGCUGGAGAUACUAGAGGUUCUUUGGUCACUAUUUGGUCAAGACAGAGUAAUGGUGGACACACCAAUCAAAAAGACACUUCUGGACAGGAAACUUCAAUGCCAGAUGAUGUCAUAAACCUAGAGACAACAGCAACAUCUAAAGACAUUCAAGAGCGAACACCAUCUGAAAAUGAACAACAGGAUGUAUCUACAAAUGUCGACCUGAAUGCAAAAGAGUCAGAAAGAAGUAAUCAACCAAAUAUGACUGAUAAAACCACACAUUUAUUCCAAACAGAGGAAGCAAGUAACGGAGAGACCCUGGAAAGUUCGGAAUGUAUUGAGCCUCACAGUCCGACAAUCACAGUAAUUACAGACCUCACAAUCAUCAAUAAAUCAGAAAACAGGAUCCAAGACGACACUGCAAGUGUAGACUUUCAUUCUAGCCAGUCAGAUGGAAGCAGGAACGUGGACGGAAACAGGAAAACAAAAGUAAUUGACACUUUAAGCACGUUUUCAUUGGACGACUCAAGGUUUUUUGGGCCCACAGGAUAUCCCAGAUUAACGACUGCUCACACAGAGAACAGUUAUUAGUACAAUGGUAAAUCCUUCAGCUAACCCAGGGGUGUCCAACUCUUUUCCUGUCCUGCCGAGUUUAGGUCCUACCCCAAUUAAACAUAUUGGAAACAGUUAACCAAGGUCUUCUGGAACAAAACUCUAAGGCAUCGGCGUUCCAUGCACUUGCUUUUACUUAUCAGAGACCCAUAGUGAGUCCUGUGUGCUUGGUAGGGAAGCUAUCAACAGCCCACUGAAAAUAGACACCAUAGGAGGCACACAGCACAAAUAAUUUAAUUAUUCAUGAUCCGGAGCCCUCCAGUUGGUCAGGCUGCACUAGCAGUAUACCAACAUACUUCAGAAAAUAAAGGCUGGAAUACACUAUAUGACUUUUAAAAUGUAAACAGAUUUUAAAACACUGGGCAUCAUACACUAACCAACUUUGUGAUAGUCACCAAGGAAAAACUGAGGAUCGAACACUCCCAGACUUUAAAGUUGUUCUGAUCACAACAAAUUCAUACAGAAACUGCACACUGUUGCUAGGAGACGCAUGACAAAUGAAAACAAUAUGCGUUCUAAAAUCAGCACAAAAUAUCAAACAAGCUUGAUAUCCUCCGACUGGAUGGAAUUAUAGACUGAAGCUAAAAAAUCGGUAUCUGUGAUCAUCAUGCACUACACGAUUUUCUUUGGAAUCUGACUACUCAAAUCUGCAGACUGGCUCUGACUUUCAGCUACUAGCAUCAACUUCUCCAGACAGUAAAAAACUGUGUGGUGUAUUACAGACUUAAGAGAAUUGAACUAAAACCUUAAUGAUUGCA